ACCCUACCAGUACUAAGUUAUUUGAUGACUGACAGCUUCUGCUUGAUGUCCAGGAGUGGAACAGAUGCUGUUCUUCUCUGACUCAAAAGAGCCAUUUGCUAAUAGAACUAGUGGUUGGCGUCAGCUGGAAGUGUAUCUGGGUCUCUGCUGACUUGAAAAUCAAAUCUCCUCAGGGUGUGAGGCAGUGUUACUAAUAAUGAAUUCUCCUGAACGCCCAAAACUGUUGCCUCAAUUACUAUAUAUUUCUGUAUGGCUAUGUCUGGCUUCAUCGCUUUUCUAAGUGGGAUAAUCUGCUGCCAACUUUCACUCCAAUAUGUGUGGUUUCCAGAAUGGAACAGUCAGCGAAUGAACAGAUACGUGGGAGUACGGGUAUUUAAUCGCAAGAACACAAUCGGAGUUUAUAUUUGAAAAACCGGGAUAGCAGAGGGAGAGCAGAAGAGCUCUGACUGAAAUGGUCGAAUUUACAGAAGAGGAUCUGGCCUUUUACCUACUGAAUCAGGUGGAUCUGCGGCGUCGGCAAGUUUCAAAGACUGAAGAAGAAGUUUAUGCCAUCGUCCAAGAACUAACUUCCGCGAUCAGUGCAGAGGAUAGCCGCUUUCAGCCUAUUUUUCAUUCUGGAAUUAACAAUGAGAACAUUAAGGACCAAUUGGCUGUAGUGGCUAAAUGGUCAUCCAUUCUAACAGGGAAGCGAGCCCAACAUGCUUCUGUCCAGGUUCAAUCACCAACACAGCUUUUCAUUAUGGUUCCACUCCGGGGUCUGUCAGCUUACACAGAGCGGAAAGUUCGUCAGUGGCGCUAUUAUACCUUGACUGGUUCGAAGCUCAUCUCACCUGUUCAGGAGCCUGAGAAGUUGCAUCAAUGGUUGGAGGUGGAUCAGUUCCUCAAGACAAAUCAGGAAUGGCGCCAGUCAGAUGUGACUAUUGAAGGGGACAUUGUUCCUUCAAAAGUUGUUGCUAUCUUUAAAGCUCUGCUGGAGAAACUACUCCAAGCCUCUAACUUCCAUGGAAAGAUCAAUACUUUGGAAAGUGUUGGACCUACCAUACGACUUGCUGUGAAAACAACAGAACAGCAUGUUGAGGUGGAGAUUGUACCAGCCAUUGAAAUUGCAAACCUCUGGCCAAAAAAAGCACGUUGGCCACGGUUUCUGAAACGAUGGCCAUCAAAAGAAAAGGCUCGAACUGUCAAGUCCUUUGGAUUUAAUUUAUUGGCAAGAUCAAAUUACCACUGGCAGCUUUCAUUCACGCGUGCUGAGCGAGAACUAUUAGAAGAUAUGGAUGAAGAUGGAGGCUGCCGCCUAAAGUGUUUACAGGUCAUUAGAAAGCUGAAAGAAGACUAUUGGUGCCCUGGAAAUAAACCAGUCAUCACAUCCUAUCAUCUACAGACACUUUUGUUUUGGACCUGUGAGAAAUAUCCACGCUCUAAAGAUUGGAAAAAUUUCCAGAAAUGCUUUCUGCGGUUGGUAAAGAAACUUCAGAAAUGUGUAUUACAGAGAUACCUCCGACAUUACUUUGUGAAGAGCUUUAACCUUCUUAAAUAUGCUAACACAAAUGAACUGGAUGUUACAUCUCAGAAAAUUAAUGAUUUCUUAAUAAAUCCUGGCGUGUACUUCCGUUAAAUUCUACUGACAUUUUAAAUCAAUUGCAAGCUCCAAUGUGUCAAAUCUUACUGACUUUUCAAAACUCCCCAUCUUUUUUAUCUGAAUUAAAAUGAGUUAUGAGCUAAUAUUAAUACAGAGAAAAGAACGAGUAAAAAUAACAACAAGCAAAUAUCAUGCAAAUAUUUGUACCAGAUUUCUUUCUGAUAUUUUAGUUGAAGUGGAUAUCUCCAUUAAAAUUUGAGAGAAAUGAAUUUAAAAGGGCCAUGUUCUGAAGUCAUACAAUAAAAUUGCUGAUAGUGCUUGUAUCCUGUAAUGUGCUGAAAGGUUUACUACCUUAAGAUUUUUCUUGCUGUAGACUUUAAUGUCUUGAAGAAGAAUCAUAUUUUUCAAAUUAAAUUUUCAUCUGUUCUUGCCAUAUGAUAGUCAUUUUAAGAAUGUGUUACUUGUAGUUAUUGCUUAGUGUUUAAUAAAUUUCUCAAUUACAAAGGACUGCCAAAUGUCAUUGCCCCUGAUUUAGGAUGUAUUGGUAAUUUCUUUUAUCUUUACUAAAACAUAC
Stegostoma tigrinum is the source of this 2153-nucleotide messenger RNA. It is a transcript of the gene mab21l3, whose product is annotated as mab-21-like 3. Bases 452 to 1615 code for a protein of 387 amino acids. The transcript is spliced from 9 exons. NCBI's taxonomy places the organism in Eukaryota, Metazoa, Chordata, Chondrichthyes, Orectolobiformes, Stegostomatidae. The record is from RefSeq and is a predicted model, not a curated record.